AACAUUUCUGUGAAAAUUAUUCGAUCUAGUCAAUAAAAUUAGUUUGUCUUCGCCUUCGAAUAAAAGUUGGUUUCAAAAAGACAUACUCAGGGCCUCAGGGGAAGUAAUAAUUGAAAUUUAAUGCGAAAAAAUGAAAUUAAAAGUCGAUAUAUCUGCAUGCUGUGUAUGUAUAGGUUUAUGCAAAUUCAUCUGAAACGAUGAACUAGCUAUCUUGUUCUUCACCGGCUUCUGCAACAUCUUAGGGUUCCUGGCUUCGAUCUGUUCUUCCUUACGGAGUGUUUGAUUUUUAUAAAUGCUCGGAAAGAGCUGAGAGUUUCAGGGAAAGAAGAAUGAAGCGAAUGAAGCUCGACUCACUGAUCUGGGUGAGUCGGCUCAGAUCGAUUCAAGUCUUGAUGGGUGUGUUGUUUGUCUACCUGGUUCUUAUGAGCUUCGAAAUACCUCUGGUUUUCCGGACCGGGUUCGGGUCGGAUUCUACGGAGCUCGAAUCUCAUUUUGCAACCUCCCGGGCGAUCCUGCUCGACAGCGAGAAGGAGGCGGAGCCCGUUUUCCAUCAUCGAAGGGGAAUCUCGGUUUCCCGGUUCCCGACGAGUGAUACUCCGAGGAAAUUGGGCGAGUAUCGGAAGGUCUCCGGUUUGGUUUUCGACGAGAACUCGUUCAAUAGCAUCAAUAGGCAGGACCUUACUGAGAUCUAUGCAGUCGUCAGGGAUGCAUUCGCGGCGGGGAAGAAAUUGUUCGAGGAGAUUGAAUCCGGGAAAAUUCAAAACGAGUUGGACAAUCGGACUCAGAAUCUGAACGAGUCAUGCCCCAACUCAAUGAUUUUGGCCGGGCACGAGUUUGUGCAGAAUGGUAGACUGAUGGUGAUUCCAUGCGGACUGUCAUUGGGGUCGCAUGUAACGGUGGUGGGGACGCCGCAUUGGGCCCACUCUGAGAAGGAUUCAAAAAUUGCGGCUGGGGAGGAGACUGUAAUGGUUUCACAGUUCAUGAUGGAGUUGCAGGGAUUGAAGACGGUGGACGGGGAGGACCCACCAAGGAUACUGCAUCUUAACCCGCGUUUGAAAGGGGACUGGAGUGGGAGGGCAGUGAUCGAGCACAACACAUGCUAUCGGAUGCAAUGGGGUGCUUCAAUGAGGUGUGACGGAUUGAGAUCCAAACCUGAUGAAGAGACUGUUGAUGGGCAGAUGAAAUGUGAGAAGUGGAUACGUGAUGAUGACAAUCGCUCCGAGGAAUCAAAGACAACAUGGUGGUUGAAGAGGCUGAUUGGGAGGACGAAAAAGGAGGUUUCUAUAGACUGGCCAUACCCUUUUGCAGAGAACAAACUGUUUGUACUGACAGUUAGUGCCGGUUUGGAAGGUUAUCAUAUCCAUGUAGAUGGGAGGCACGUCUCCUCUUUCCCGUAUCGCACUGGGUUCACUCUAGAGGAUGCAACAGGGUUAUCAGUAAAGGGGGAUCUCGACGUGCAUUCCAUUUUCGUGGCUUCAUUGCCCUCAACACAUCCAAGUUUUGCUCCUCAGAGGCACUUGGAAAUGUUGCCAAGAUGGCAGGCCCCACCUCUUCCUAUAGGACCUGUGGAGCUCUUUAUCGGAAUCCUUUCUGCUGGCAAUCAUUUUGCUGAGCGGAUGGCUGUGAGAAAAUCAUGGAUGCAACAUGGAUCAAUUAGGUCGUUGAAUGUUGUGGCUCGCUUUUUUGUUGCAAUGCACGGGAGAAAGGAAAUAAAUGCGGAGCUUAUGAAGGAAGCAAACUUUUUUGGUGAUAUUGUUAUAGUGCCUUAUAUGGAUAAUUAUGAUCUUGUGGUAUUGAAGACUGUGGCGAUUUGUGAAUACGGGAUCCGUGCUGUGGCUUCAAAGUAUAUCAUGAAGUGUGAUGAUGAUACAUUUGUACGGAUAGAUGCUGUCAUGAAUGAAGUUAAGAAAGUUCCUCAUGGCAGAAGCCUUUAUGUUGGAAACAUAAAUUACUACCAUAAGCCACUUCGCCAUGGUAAAUGGGCAGUCACUUAUGAGGAAUGGCCAGAAGAAGACUAUCCACCCUAUGCCAAUGGGCCUGGUUACAUCGUCUCGGCUGACAUUGCACAAUCCAUAGUUUCUGAUUUUGAGCAACACAAGUUGAGGCUGUUCAAGAUGGAAGACGUGAGCAUGGGAAUGUGGGUAGAGAGGCUGAACCGGACGAAGGGGGUGGUGGAGUACGUACACAGCUUGAAGUUCUGUCAGUUUGGGUGCAUAGAGGGCUACACCACGGCGCAUUAUCAAUCUCCCAAGCAAAUGAUUUGCCUGUGGGACAAACUGCAGCAGAGCCCAGGGAAAGCCCACUGCUGUAACGUUAGAUGACGCAUGGUUUUGCGUUGUACUUUUUGUUUGGAAAUGUAAGUUUUGAUGACACCAGCGUCUGUAAAUAUAUGGUGGUUUUUCAUGUUUAGAAAACCUAUUCAUUCUUUACUGCAGUGCUAUGGUAGGCUUCUUCAUUUCAUUUCUUCCCCAUGUUGAACAACAACAAAGUGCCAGCUCUAUAGGGUUUGGGUGUCAACUGUAAAGAUGCACAUAGGGACCAUACAAAGUCGAGAUCCCACUCCCCGUCUCAAAUUAUGUUGUCUGUUUUAACUUUUAAGUAGUAGGGGGAGAGGAUUUUAAGAGAGUGAAAAUUGAUCCAAGCUUAAAAGAUCAUG
This is a messenger RNA of Cuscuta campestris, 2656 nucleotides long. Lineage: Eukaryota; Viridiplantae; Streptophyta; Magnoliopsida; Solanales; Convolvulaceae. The record is from the annotation of a GenBank genome assembly.